Messenger RNA from Spodoptera litura, 2431 nucleotides. The record is from RefSeq and is a predicted model, not a curated record. Lineage: Eukaryota; Metazoa; Arthropoda; Insecta; Lepidoptera; Noctuidae.
UCCUGAAAUAGCAAAGCUCUUAGCAAAUACGGAAGCAAAGGACACUAUAACAUAUAUCGAAAAUACUAUAAAAGAAAAAGAGAAUCUUGCAUAUAUUUUCACCACUGGAAUGCAUAUUGUUGGCUUGGGUAUAUUAGAGUACGUAAAAUUUAUCAAAUGCACUAUAGUAUACCCAGUGUUUGAACCACAUUAUAGGUUUUUUGCUAGAGAAAUGAUGAGGCUAUCGGGAAACAGUUCUCUUCUGUGGCUUACGGCUUAUAGAAAUAAAUGGACUAUACAUAAAGCCAACUCUAUAGUAGCUUCAAUGGUACCGUUAACACCAAGAACUGUGGAGAUUGACUGCGAUGCUGUUCCGGAACUUAAAAAUCUAAGUAUUUUCACUGAAAAAUCAAUUCCAUUCAGUAGCUGGUUCAUUGAACGAAAGUUUACAACAAUACCCAAAGCGGACGUGAACACUCGCAUUGUAGUCAUUGGGGCUGCUGCUACUGGAUUAGGAUUCUUAAACGGUUUACUCUUUAGUAAAACAGCCACAUAUCUAACAUUUAACAAUGUGACUGUAAUAUCACCGAAUGGUUUGCCAUAUACAAGGCAUUCGAAACCGGUAGCCGAGUCUAUGUUUCUUCGAUCCUAUGUCACUACCGAUAAGAACCUGAAGUGUGUUCCCUACUCCUACUACGUGAACGUCGUACAAGGAACUUUGAUGGAAAUUGAUUUACAAGAAAAAUUUAUCACAUUGACAAGUGGCAAUUGUUAUUAUUACGAUCUUCUGUUUUUGUUCUUUGGUAAGCAGUAUCAGCAUCCUGAUCAUAUGGUGCAGUUGAUACAACGAGAUAUCGAAUACAAGCAUAAUUUGGUUACAACACCAUACAUAACUCUCGAUAAACCGAGGUUUAGUGACACAGAGAUCCAAAUAGCCAAUGAUGAGACGCCAGAGAAUGUGUUUAUAAUCAACUCCGUUGGUGAAGCGAAUAAAGCUUUGGAUUACGUCAAAAAUAAUAUAAUAAUGUUCAUAUCAUAUCAUAUUUUUAUAGAGAAAAUAAUAGUAUAUGGGUCUACAAUCCACGCGUACUUAUGUGUCAAUGCACUUGUGGAUAUCAAAAUUCGUCCACAAAAUAUAAUAUUCAUAGAGCCUUUCCCUCCAGAGCAUCCUGAGAAGACAAGAGUACCUGUUUUUGAUAAUGUAACAGUGGAUCAAACAGUAAUCAGUGUUUUGGAUCGUCUACAGAUAAAAGUCUAUCGAUCUUAUUACUUUAAAUCGUGGUCUGUAACAGUUGAGAACGUUAUUACGCAUGCAGAUUUCUUGUCUUACGCUGAUUACUUGAACUUGGAGUGCAGUGCGUUGUUCUAUUAUGGAAGAAUUGGAGUUAAUAUGAGAGCGUUUAUUGCCAUUCACAAGAGUGGAUUAGCUUACGAUGGAGGCGUAGUUAUAGAUUAUGAGUGCCGUACAUUAGACCCUUACGUGUUUGCCGCGGGUCCUUGCACGAGGUACCAUAAACGUUACUAUGCUGAUGCACAAAGCCAUAAGUAUUACGACAGCACAGAAAUUGGAGAAAAGUUGGGCAUUCAAAUAAGGAAGCAAUUAGACCCGGUGUUUGAGGGGGCAAAAGAAACAUUUACACAUAGGUGGGCCCAAGCAGAAUUUAUGAGCUGCCUUAGAGGUUCUACCAUGUCGAUACAGUCGCUAUGCGCUGGACGUCUACACUUAAGUGAUUAUGCAAGACCAGAGAUGUCGUUGCUAACACUAAAUAGACCCAAGGUCAUGCACUGCGUCCUACCCGGAGGGCUGAAAUAUUUGGAAGUCCGCUCGCCAGGUUUGAAGACGCCUCACAAUUACGUCCAAUCAUUGGGAUAUAACGGAUUUGUGUUCGAGACUUACAAAACAGGUUACUUUAAGGUGCACCUGAACAAAGAAUUAGUUGUUGACGGUCUUACUUGCUUAUGUCAAGGAAAUUUUUCGUUAGAAAACUUUAAAUAUCUUUAUGGACGACCGGCUUCAGAGCUAAAUAAUAUGCACUUGAGGUAUAUGGCAAACAAAUUGGAUGACUUCUUUGAAUUCUUUCGAUCGCCGUGGGCGUUCUUUUUGUACCACGACCACACUAACGAUCUUUUCUCUAUGAUCAAACAGUUGUACCCCAAGGAAAAAACCGACGGACUUACACUUAAAGAAGCAUUGUGUAAGGCUGCUGCAAAAAUGACCAGAGAUUGCCCGACAUUAACAAUGACUUCAAAGUUAGACAUGCAAAGAUGUUUCGAGAACUCCCCGCAUAUAGGAGCACUGACGGAGUACUUGAUAGACUGGCUGUCUCAACACGACAUACUCCUACCUAUGUACUUACAGCCGGGUAAAGUAGGGUACUACGGAUAUGAUCUUGACAACAAUCCCUUCUUUAUGAAGAAGGUUAAGCGACGUGUAUCUCGCAUGAUAUUGUGA